Molecule: messenger RNA, 836 nt
Organism: Euleptes europaea (tarantolino)
Lineage: Eukaryota; Metazoa; Chordata; Lepidosauria; Squamata; Sphaerodactylidae
Gene: TATDN3
Product: TatD DNase domain containing 3
Exons: 10
Coding region: 18-827 (269 amino acids)
Molecular function (GO): hydrolase activity, acting on ester bonds
Source: RefSeq, a predicted model, not a curated record
GUUCCGGCCUUAUAAGGAUGGGGCCGGUGGACUGCCAUUGCCACCUCGCGGCGCCUGAGUUCCAAGAGGACACUGAAGAUGUAUUGGAAGAAGCAAAGCAGGCUAAAGUUUUAGCCCUGGUGGUAGUUGCUGAACAUUCAGGAGAGUUUGAAAGAAUUAUUCAGCUUUCAGAAAGGUAUCCAGGAUUUGUCUUUGCAUGUCUGGGUGUUCAUCCAGUUCAGAGAAUUCCAACAGGACAUGAGCGCAGUGUUACUUUAAAGGAUCUGGAUGAAGCGUUGCCACUCAUAGAACUCAAUAAGGACUCCUUGUUGGCCAUUGGAGAGGUUGGUCUGGAUUUCACUCCCAGGUUUGCCAGCACUGAUGAACAGAAAGAAGAGCAGAGACAAGUCUUGAUUAAACAGAUUCAGCUAGCAAAGCAACUUCAUCUGCCUUUAAAUGUCCACUCCCGCUCAGCUGGAAGGCCGACCAUUAACCUCUUAAAGGAGCAAGGUGCCGAAAGAGUGUUGCUCCAUGCGUUCGAUGGCAGGCCUUCGGUGGCCAUGGAAGGAGUGAAGGCUGGAUAUUUUUUCUCCAUUCCUCCUUCCAUUAUAAGGAGUGAACAGAAGCAGAAGCUUGUGAAACAGCUUCCUUUGGAAUGCAUUUGCUUAGAAACAGACUCUCCUGCACUAGGUCCUGAGAAACAGAUGAGAAAUGAACCAAAAAAUAUCUUCAUUGCUGCGGAAUACAUUGCUAAAAUUAAAGGAAUUUCAGUGGAAGAAGUUAUAGAUAUGACAACGCAGAAUGCCCUGAAACUCUUCCCGAAACUGAAAAGUUCUCUUCAGAAAUAGCUGAUGUGC